Molecule: messenger RNA, 7724 nt
Organism: Lagopus leucura (white-tailed ptarmigan)
Lineage: Eukaryota; Metazoa; Chordata; Aves; Galliformes; Phasianidae
Gene: PLXNB2
Product: plexin B2
Exons: 39
Coding region: 445-5982 (1845 amino acids)
Biological process (GO): semaphorin-plexin signaling pathway involved in axon guidance; negative regulation of cell adhesion; regulation of cell shape
Cellular component (GO): semaphorin receptor complex
Molecular function (GO): semaphorin receptor activity; protein binding
Source: RefSeq, a predicted model, not a curated record
GAGGGACGAACGGGAGCCUCUCUCCUUCCCUGGGCUGUUUUUUCAGUUUCCUGUCUCGCAUUGUGCUCACAGCGGAUAUGUGCUGCGCCUACAGCAGGAACAAGUACACGUCAAAAGGCGCUUUGUCCUGGCAGCUAUUUGCACAGAAGCCUGAGGCACUAGAGCUCCCUCUUGCUAGUGGUGGUCGUGCUGCUCAGUUGAGAAGACUGACGGUGACAGCACAGGGCUCAGGUCUGGGGCUGGCCUGGUACCUUCAGAGCACAGCUGGACACGAUUAAACCCAGACACCACUGUGUCCCUCUUGAAGACCCGGCAGAAGUCAGCUCGUCUCUCCCAAGCAGGGGGUACACAUGCAAUUCUAAUGUGAAUUUUUUCAGUAAGAAGAUUAAACGCUGUCCUGGAAAGUAACCUGACUGUAGUGAAGAAGACAUAGUAGAAAAGUGAAUGUAUUACGUAGAGAUGGCUUCAUGGAUCUGGACGCUAAGCAUUGUGAGCUGCUUUUGCAUCACCUUUUCCAGAAGUGAGGAACUGAAAUUUUUUCAGAGCGCCACAGAGCUAAAUCAUCUAACAGUGGAUAAUGACACUGGCAUAAUCUAUUUGGGAGUGGUAAAUGCUCUGUAUCAGCUUACAGAAAAUCUGGUGGUACGGAUACAUGUGGAAACGGGGCCAAGAAAGGACAACAAAAAAUGCACACCUCCCAUUGAAGAAAAUCAAUGUAAAGAGGCAGUACUGACUGACAAUUACAACAAAUUAUUGUUGCUGAACAAGGAAAAUAAAACAAUUGUGGUGUGUGGAAGCCUUUUUAAAGGGAUUUGUGCCACCAGAGAUCUAGAAAACAUUACCAAAGUUACGCAUUAUGUGGAAACCAGUGGAGAGAAGUCCUUUGUAGCAAGCAACGAUGAGAAUGUGUCAACGGUGGGGCUGAUCACUUCCUUGGACAAUGAUCAGGUGCUGUUUGUUGGGAAAGGGAACGGGCCAAAUGAUAAUGGGAUAAUAAUCAGCACUCGGCAGCUCCACGAGAAGGACGGGAAAGACAUUUUUGAAAUGUAUUCGGACUCGGCGGCUGUAAAGUCAGCCUAUCAUUCUUCAAGCACACAGCAAUUUGUGACAGUCUUUGAGGAUAAAAAUUACGUUUAUUUCAUUUUUAACCAGCAAGAGAAGCAGCCUGUCAAUAACCGCACACUAAUUGCACGUCUUUGCAAAGAUGAUGCCCAUUAUUAUUCCUACUUUGAAAUGGACUUGGGUUGCAAAGAUGAGGAUGGUUCCUACGAUCACUGUCAUUCUGCUUACGUCACCACCCCAGGAGAAGAGCUGGCCAAGAGCAUGGCUCAGCAAAGACAAACUACAGAUUCUGCCUCGGAUGACAAAGUGCUCGUUGCACUCUUCAGCAAAGUAAACAAAGAUAAUGGCUCCUUAAAAUCUGCCAUGUGUGUGUUUUCGUUGAGGCACAUCAAUGAAAAAAUGGAGAAAAACCGGGAUGAUUGCUACACAAAUAAGAAUACCAGCAUGUUUUACAAACUCUUUGCAGUAGAAAACCCAUGUGGACCACAUGGACAGAAUGCAAGCAAAAAUUUCCCCUGUGGCUCUGAACACUUACCAUACCUCUUGGGAAGUAAAAAUGGUGUUAUAGAGAAGCCAGUAUUACAAAAAGAAGGGAUGAAUCUCACGGCUGUUACUGUGACUGUGGAGAAUGGGCACACCGUGGCCUUUCUGGGGACUUCAGAUGGAAAAAUUCUUAAGGUGUUCCUGUCAUCCACUGUAACUGAGUACAGUUCUCUGACUAUUGAACUAAAUAAACCCAUAAAGAAUGAUCUGGUCCUUGACAAAACCCAAGAAUAUCUAUAUGUGAUGACCACAGACAAGGUGCAUCGCCUUCCCGUACAGCAGUGCCACAAGUACUCAGACUGUGAGAAGUGCACGCAGGCCCAGGACCCGUACUGCGGCUGGUGUGUGCGGGAGGGCAGGUGUACAAAGAGGGCAGACUGUGAAAUGGCUGAUAAGGAGAACGACUGGCUCUGGAGUCCAAGUGGUACAUGUAUGACUAUCAUCAGUGCAGACCCUCAAAACAUGAGUCGUAGAGCUCCUGCUAAGGUGAAACUGACAGUAAGUCCAUUGCCAACUUUGAGCACUAGUGACAAACUUUGGUGUACCUUUGGUGAAACAAGCCAUCGUGCUCAAUUAAAUGAAGGAGUUAUUAUCUGUGACCCUCCUGAUAUGAUUCCUCCAACACCGAAAGGUCAAGAUCACGUUUCGGUUCCAUUACAGUUAACCUUUGGAGAGAACAGGAUAUUUUUUGCAUCGCAUACUUACCCUUUUUAUGACUGUGAAGAAGCAAUGAAUCUUUAUGAAAACCAGCCAUGCUAUUCUUGUGCAAGCAAUAGGUGGAAUUGCCAGUGGGACUGGAAGAAACAUAUCUGUGAAGAGUCUUCUUCAGCACAGGAUGUGAUCAAACAAAAUAUGGAGGAAGAAUGCCCACAGUUUCUAAACCCUAACCCAUCAAUAAUACCUAUGGAGUACCGAACAACAGUGCAUUUUGAGGGAAGACAUCUAGCUUAUUAUCAGGAUGAAAAAUUUGUGGUUGGAAACAGCCAAUUUGAAUUUGAAGCUCCUGUUGAGGCUGCAGAGGAAGGAAGAUUUUCAUUCAUGAGUAAAGAGUUCUCCUAUAGUGCAAAUGAAACCUUAAAACUUAAAUUAUCCAUAAGAACAGACAAGGUUAAGAUUGACAGCAAACUGAUGGUGACCCUGUACAAUUGUUCCUAUGGACGCAGUGACUGCAGUUUGUGUCUCGCUGCCCAUGAAGACUACAAGUGUGUCUGGUGUGAAGAGGAUGGCAAGCCAAGCAAGUGUGUGUAUGAGAAGCUGUGUCGUGCUCCUCCCACCAACACGUGUCCUUAUCCAGAAAUUACUCGCAUUGAGCCAAAGACUGGACCACUGGAUGGUGGAAUUCUUUUGACCAUAAUGGGAUCUAAUUUGGGAAUAAAAGCAGAAGAUGUAAAAAAUAUAACAGUGGCAGACAAGGAAUGUAUUUUCAAGGAGGAAUUCUACUCUGUUUCCACAAGGAUUGUGUGUCAAGUUGGAGAAAUGAAGGAAUCUAAACAAGGUCAAAUUGAAGUUAACAUCAAUGGAAAAUUAGGUAAAUCACCAAGUAACGUGCAGUUUACAUACCAGGACCCUCAGCCUACUGGAAUAAGACCUCAAAGUGGUCCACAGGCAGGUGGAACCACACUUACCAUCACUGGUAUGAACCUGGCAACUGGUUCCAAGAAGGAUGUUCGUGUUUAUCUCGGUAGCCAGCCUUGCAAUGUCACUGAAUUUGGAGAUGAGAUUGUUUGCGUUACAGGACGUAAUAGCAAGGUUGAAGCUGUUGGAGUCACAAUGCGCUAUGGGGAAACAAAAAUUGAUGUACCAGUGCAAUUUUCAUACAGUGAGAAUCCUACUGUCACCAAGUUCAAGCCUGUUAAUAGCUUCAGCAGUGGAGGGAGAAAUAUUACAGUAACUGGAACUGGGUUUGAACUGAUCCAGAGUUUCUCACUGAUGGUACAUGCAGAGCGUCCAGAAGCAGGCAAACUGAGCUCCAAAACGUUUGUUGGAAACUGUGUUAUGAGACUUAAUGAAACCACAGUGGUUUUUUCUUCACUACCAAUAUUGGAAGAUCCAGAAAACUAUAACAUUACCACUAUUAUUCUAAUGGAUCAUUAUCAGUUGGUUGUAAAAAAUGAGAGCCAUUCAUUUACAUAUGUUGCAGACCCAACCUUUGAAAAUUUCACAGAUGGCAUCAAAAAGCAAGUCAACAAACUUAUAAAUGCAAAGGGCAGUAACCUGAACAAAGCCAUGACCAUUGACGAGGCCCAGGCUUUUGUAGGUGAUGAGCCUUGCAACAUAAAGACACUGACUGAAACAGACUUAUAUUGUGAGCCGCCUGAAGUACAGCCACAGCCAAAGAAAAGGCAGAAAAGGGAUAUGAUCAAUAACCUUCCAGAAUUCAUUGUGAAAUUUGGACUCCGUGAAUGGGUCCUUGGAAGAGUGGAAUAUGAUACACGUGUGAGUGACAUCCCACUGAAUCUUAUUUUGCCACUGGUACUUAUUCCUAUGAUAGCAAUCAUCAUCAUUUCUAUCAUCUGUUACAGACGGAAGAGCCAGCAAGCAGAACGAGAGUAUGAAAAAAUUAAAUCUCAACUUGAAGGCCUGGAGGAGAGUGUCAGAGACCGGUGCAAGAAGGAAUUCACAGAUCUAAUGAUAGAGAUGGAGGAUCAGACAAAUGAUGUAAAUGAAGCUGGAAUCCCAGUACUGGACUACAAAACAUACACGGACAGAGUCUUCUUCUUGCCCUCCAAAGAUGGGGAGAAGGAUGUGAUGAUUACAGGAAAGCUGGACAUUCCAGAGGCUCGGCGGCAGACUGUGGAGCAGGCUCUGAACCAGUUCUCCAACCUCCUCAAUAGCAAAUCAUUUCUCAUUAAUUUUAUUCACACGCUGGAAAACCAAAGGGAGUUCUCUGCUCGAGCUAAAGUGUACUUUGCAUCUUUACUGACGGUUGCUUUACAUGGAAAACUAGAAUACUAUACUGACAUCAUGAGGACGCUGUUCUUAGAACUGAUGGAGCAGUACGUGGUGGCCAAAAACCCAAAGCUGAUGCUAAGAAGAUCUGAAACAGUUGUUGAGAGAAUGUUGUCUAACUGGAUGUCUAUUUGUUUAUAUCAGUACCUCAAGGACAAUGCUGGGGAGCCUCUUUACAAAUUGUUCAAAGCCAUCAAACACCAAGUAGAGAAAGGUCCAGUGGAUGCUGUUCUGAAGAAAGCCAAGUAUACGCUGAAUGACACAGGCUUACUAGGAGAUGAUGUCGAGUAUACACAGUUGACAGUAAAUGUGUAUGUCCAAGAUGGAGGAACUGAUUCUACACCUGUGAAAGUGCUGAACUGUGAUACCAUAUCACAAGUAAAGGAAAAGAUAAUAGACCAAGUCUAUCGAAAUCUGCCAUGUUCUCAGUGGCCAAAAGCUGAGAGUGUAGCUCUUGAGUGGCGUCCAGGCUCUACUGCACAGAUCCUCUCAGACUUGGAUUUAACAUCCCAAAGAGAUGGCAGAUGGAAACGUAUCAACACACUGAUGCAUUAUAAUGUCCGAGAUGGUGCCACACUCAUCUUAUCGAAAAUGGGAAUUUCCCAGCAGCCAGAGGAUAGUCAGCAAGAUGUCCCUGGGGAAAGGCAUGCGCUUCUGGAAGAUGAAAAUAAGGUCUGGCACCUCGUCCGGCCAGUAGAUGAAAUUGAUGAAAGCAAAUCAAAGAGAGGCAGUGUGAAAGAAAAAGAGAGAACCAAAGCUAUUACAGAAAUCUACCUGACAAGACUUCUCUCUGUGAAGGGAACUCUUCAGCAGUUUGUAGAUGACUUCUUUCAUAGUGUGCUCAACUCAAACCAUGUAGUGCCACCAGCUGUGAAAUACUUCUUUGACUUUCUUGAUGAGCAAGCAGAGAAACAUGACAUCAAGGAUGAAGAUACCAUUCACAUCUGGAAAACAAACAGCUUGCCUCUUAGAUUCUGGGUAAACAUACUGAAAAAUCCCCAUUUCAUCUUUGAUGUUCACGUUCAUGAAGUAGUGGAUGCUUCCUUGUCAGUCAUUGCACAGACUUUCAUGGAUGCCUGCACAAGAACAGAGCACAAAUUAAGCAGAGAUUCUCCAAGUAAUAAAUUACUUUAUGCAAAAGAGAUCUCUAAUUAUAAGAAAAUGGUGGAAGAUUACUACAAAGGUAUUCGUCAGAUGGUACCAGUCAGUGACCAAGAUAUGAAUACCCAUCUAGCAGAAAUCUCUAGGGCACAUACUGAUUCCUUGAACACGCUUGUGGCUCUACACCAACUCUACCAGUACACUAACAAAUACUAUGAUGAGAUUAUAAAUGCACUUGAAGAGGAUCCAGCUGCACAAAAAAUGCAGCUCGCCUUCCGUUUACAGCAAAUAGCAGCUGCGUUAGAGAAUAAAGUGACUGACCUUUGACUCGAAAGCCGCAAUAAAGAAAUCUGAUCUGAAGAUGUUCAAAUUCAUUCUUCCUGUUAAGGAAAUAGUGUUCUAUUUUUUAAUGUGUAAUUACAACUUUAAAUGAAAGAUUUCAUGUUUUUUUGAUAGCAGAGGUGUAAUGUAAAAAAUUUUUACUGUAAAUUAUGCUUCUAAUUAAAAGCUGUGUUGUGUGUAAAUGAAUCUUCUGUGGGAAGGAGAGUCCUUUGGCUGGGGGCAGGGUGGGGGGUGGAGGAAGGCGAGUCUGUAGUUCAGUUAAUUGCAUACAAUCUAAGACAUCAGCAUUUAGAAUUCAUUAUGCAAGUAAACUCAAUAUUAUAGCGUCCUUUAUAUUUUAAGCAAUAUUUGUACUAGGAAAAUAACCGCAUAUUCAGAGAACCAUGCAAUAUCCCCUUUUAUUUUGAUAACUGGAAAUUGACUUCCACGUAGCUCCAAAACUUCGUCUGUGCUCAGAACGUAGUAAACAACAUGACCACUUUCUCUGUGAGAUCUGCCAAUGGGUUUUGCUGCCACACACAGUUCUUAGGUUAAUUAUUUAUGCCCACAGUAAAGCACAGUACUGCACCCAGCACGGUUGGCUGCAAUGGAAGUGACAGUGAUGCCGUGGCUGUGAGGAGGGUUCUUCUGAUAGAGAGUCUCUUUUGGUUCAGAAGUCACCGCAAAGGAGAAUUAGUCCUUAAAUCUUCACAACCCUUUGUUAUCAAUGUGAGUUUAAUGAUAUAUGCUAAUGUGCCUUACUUGUACUAAUUCUGUGAAUCUGAUGAAUGGUUUUGUAAAAAGAAGCAGAUCAGAAAAAGAAAUAUUUAUGUGCUAUUGAAUGACUUUUGUGUGAAAACCAUGACCAGCAGAAUGCUUGUAAUUAGCCGCUUGCCGAGAGUGUGUUGUUUAACAUGAUCUGAUAAUGUAUAAUAUCUUAUUUUAGAAUGGUUCUGAUGAUUUUUUUAUUUGGAACUGUCCUAGAAUUACCAUCACUUGUUUUUAUUGUAUUUGUGAUGUAAAAUACUAGUACGAUAUUGGAAAACCUGUAUGCCCACGUGUUGAAAACCACUGUUUUGAGCUUUGGAAUUCUGCAUCUGAUCAAACAACACCAUCAACCCAUAGCAAAGACAGCUAAAGUCACUAGUGGGAAGUGUGCGCUUACAACGUAUGUAAGCUACGUACAAAUCCAAAAGCUCGGUACGCCUUCUUCAAUUGCUGUAUUGCACAUCAGAGAUCCUCGUUCCCUUUUGUCUCGCCAGUGUUGGCAGUGAAGUAGCAUCUUAGGGAAGCGCUGCCAUCAGUGUGAGUUCACUCCCUGCCCUGCCCAGCGCCCACCCCCAGCCUCGGCCGCUGACCCAGGCUGCCGCGUGGCCGUAAGGUCGCUUCUACCGUUGGCUGAUUUGUUUGUUUCUUUUUGGAAAGCUUCCUGGUGUUUGUCAGUGGAUCUUCCCACCAGCUACAGAAAUGGGAAGCCUCACCAAUGCCAGGCCAGCAGGCUGAGAGGGCUUUUGUUUUGUUUUUGUACUCGACUCGUUGCAUUUGCGUAUUACUGUUCCUGACCUUGCCUGGGCUGUAAGUUAUUGUACACCGUGUAGGACUGAGGUACAUGACCGCUACAUAAAGCUGCUUUGCCAGCUACUUCUUCAUCAACAAAAGCAUCUUAAUUUCAUGGCUAAUCCAUUUCUUUGUCAUUAUUUGUAAAUCCUGUUAAUUGUAAAUCAAAUACAAUGUUGGUUUUUUUUCCA